UAUUGAACAGAAAAGGGAAUAAAAUGGCGUAUAAAAAGUGGCUCGCACAGAGGUUGUAGCAGAGCAGAGAAUUACCAGAAGCAGAGACGAUGAAGAUGAGACUAGGAAGCAGAAUAUGGCUAGUGGUCGGGCUAGCCACAUUCAUAACAGUGAUGAUGGCGACAGUCGAACCAUCAGAGUACCUGUUCGGGACAGAGUACGAGGUUCGAGUGAUCAACGGUUUCAGGAACAACUCGUCGCUGCCACUAGUGAUAUGGUGUUCCAACGACGAAGCCGAUCUCGGAGGCAGAGCCCUUCAGGAACACGACGACUUCAGCUGGAAGAUGAAGACCCACUUCUGGAGCAACAACCUCAUGAAGUGUACCAUGAAAUGGGACAAAACCAGAAAGAAGUUCGACGCUUUUAAGGCUUCCCGAGACGCCCAUCGCUGUGGCCCUUUCAAGAUGUGCUCUUGGCUCGUCACCGAACAUGGCUUCUACUUCAGCAACGAUCAGGUCAACUGGUACAAGGACUUCGAAUGGUGAUCACGAUCCUUCGCCUUCACCUUCACUUCCUCCAUAAAAUGUGUUAUAUAUCUUAUGUUUUAUACUAUACUAAGCCAGGAAUAAAUUAUAAGGUUUUGUUUUGGCGA
Prosopis cineraria is the source of this 631-nucleotide messenger RNA. RefSeq names its product S-protein homolog 5. The record is from RefSeq and is a predicted model, not a curated record. Lineage: Eukaryota; Viridiplantae; Streptophyta; Magnoliopsida; Fabales; Fabaceae. The coding region runs from base 90 to 524 and encodes 144 amino acids. The transcript has a single exon.